Molecule: messenger RNA, 2602 nt
Organism: Brachypodium distachyon (stiff brome)
Lineage: Eukaryota; Viridiplantae; Streptophyta; Magnoliopsida; Poales; Poaceae
Exons: 1
Coding region: 1-1947 (648 amino acids)
Source: RefSeq, a predicted model, not a curated record
AUGGCGGCAACGGCGGCGGGCCGUAGGGCCGUCUCCUACACUCUCAUCGGCCCACCGCCCCCGGCCCUCGGCGCGACGGCUGCUCGCGCAGCGGCGGCGGCGGCGGCAGCAGCGCCCACCACCGGCGACCCGCUCGUGGACCUCCUCGACACCAACUUCAACAAGCCGCCGCCCCCGGCCAAGGCGCGCACGGAGAACAACUCCCCGACCUUCGUCUCGUCCGGCGACCCCUGCCUCGACUUCUUCUUCCACGUCGUCCCGGACACCCCGCCGUCCUCGGUCAGCUCGCUCCUCGCCGACGCCUGGGCCGCCGAGCCGACCACGGCGCUCCGCCUCGCCUGCAACCUACGCGCCGUGCGCGGCACCGGCAAGUCCGACCGCGAAGGGUUCUACGCCGCGGCACUCUGGAUGCACGAGACCCACCCCACGACUCUCGCCCUCAACGCCGGCCCCGUCGCCGAUUUCGGGUACCUCAAGGACCUCCCCGAGAUCCUCCACCGCAUCAUCCAUGGCGGCGUCUCCACCAGGACUCCAGGCAAGCAGGCCCGCCUCGCCGCCGAAGAAGACGGAGGAUUCGUCCACCACGUUUACUCCGCCUCCUACGGGAAUAAGGGCGGCCCCUUGGCGAGGGAUCCAAGCACGAGGGAGGCGCGCGUCGCUGCCAGCAACGAGAGAGACCAGAACUUCUCCGCCCAGGCCUCCAUCGAACGCAAGAGGAAGCACGCGGAGCUCGCGGCGAGAGUCCUCGAGAGGUACGCCCGUGACCCAAACUACCGGCUCCUUCACGACUGCACGGCGGAUAGGUUCGCGGAAUUCCUGGCCGCGGACAUGAAGAAGCUCGCGAGCGGCGAGAUCAAGGACCUCUCUCUGGCGGCGAAAUGGUGCCCGUCGCUCGAGAGCUGCUACGACCACUCCACGCUCCUCUGCGAGGCCAUCGCGCGCCGCCUCUUCCCCAAGGGAUCGGCGCCCGACCUCCCGGAAGACUUGCCGGAAGCGCACUACGCGUACCGCGUCUGGGACCGGCUCCGCAAGGAGGCGCUCGUGCCGCUGCGCCACGCGCUCGAGCUCCCCGAGGUCUUCAUGUCGGCGGGCGCGUGGGGGGAACUAGUGUACCGGCGCGUGGCUUCCGUGGCCAUGAAGAACUACAAGGACAUCUUCCUCGAGCGCGACGCCGAGCGCUUCAACCUCUACCUCGCCGACGUCGAGUCCGGCAAGGAGAAGAUCGCCGCGGGCGCCCUGCUGCCGCACGAGAUCCUGGAGCGUGCGGGGGACGACGAUAACGUGGCCAACCUGCAGUGGCAGCGCAUGGUGGAUGAUCUGCUGGCGCUCGGCAAGCUCAACAACUGCCUCGCCGUCUGCGACGUGUCGGGGAGCAUGAAUGGCCGCCCCAUGGACGUCUGCGUCGCGCUCGGCCUCCUCCUCUCCGAGCUCUGCGACGAGCCGUGGCGCCACCGGGUCAUCACCUUCAGCGAGUGGCCGCAGCUGCACCAUAUCAGCGGCGAGACCCUCUCCGAGAAGGCCCGGUGCAUCCAGUGCAUGCAGUGGAACAUGAACACGGACUUCCAGGCGGUGUUCGACCAGCUCCUCCGCGUGGCUGUCGCCGGGAACCUGCCCCCGGAGCGCAUGGUGAAGAAGGUGUUUGUGUUCAGCGACAUGGAGUUUGACCAGGCGUCGUCGAGGCCAUGGGAGACGGACUACGAGGCCAUCACCAGGAAGUUUUCCGAGGCCGGUUACGGCAACGCCGUGCCACAGAUUGUCUUCUGGAACCUGCGUGAUUCGGACUCCGUGCCGGUGACGGCGCAGCAGAAAGGGGUGGCGCUGGUGAGUGGCUUCUCGAAGAACAUGAUCAAGCUGUUCCUCGACGGCGAGCACGUUGUUACGCCGAGGGCCGUCAUGGAGAAGGCCAUUGCCGGACCGAAGUAUGAAAAGCUCGUCGUGUUCGACUGAUCGACUCAGGGGUACGCGUGAGUACCUUCAAUUUGGAAUUGGGAAAUCUCAUGUUUAUUGGAUGGCAGUACUAGUUUCAGUCUCUUUUGUUCUUUUUUCUGCCUUUUGAGGAACUUGCAGCGGUUCUGCUUAGCUACCUGCUGAAUCAGUGUCAAAUGGAACGAAUUUCUAGUUUCUAUCUUUGUGCUGAGUUGCUUAUGCUGUGCGAAAUAUCACCUGAUUCCUGAAUAUGUUCGAGGCAAAAUGCAAGUUGAGUCACUGUGUGUAUAGCUUAGUGUUAUGCAUUCCACUCUGGUUGCAAUUUCAUUGAUUGUUCAUUUAAUCUGACUUAUAUUUCCAUGCAAGAUGCAUCUUCGUCAAAUUUCCUUAUUCCUUUUUAUGUCACCUGGUUGAAUUUGGUAGAAUAAAGAUGUAGAUAAUGAUUUAUGAUUUGGUCACAAAAUUGCGUUGUGUUGUUCCAAGAAAAAGGGGCAAAAUGAUUCUGCAGGGAAUGUGCUGUGCAGCUGUGCUUUCUGUGUCUGGGCUGAAAAGAACUGCAAAGAGUGAGAUCGAGAUGAUCCUUUUGUAGCCGUAUUGCAAAAUCUUCUUCGUUCUUUGCCCAUUCAAUUGCUUUCGACGAAUACACGAAUCCUUGCGUGGACUCCAAAGAAUCAUC